Molecule: messenger RNA, 3933 nt
Organism: Cryptomeria japonica (Japanese cedar)
Lineage: Eukaryota; Viridiplantae; Streptophyta; Pinopsida; Cupressales; Cupressaceae
Product: probable methyltransferase At1g29790
Exons: 3
Coding region: 1962-3437 (491 amino acids)
Molecular function (GO): methyltransferase activity
Source: RefSeq, a predicted model, not a curated record
UAUAAAAUUGUGACCUUGCCCACUUGAACAGGAUAACAUCCACAUCUUAUGGAUGUCAAAGGUUACUUUAGAUGGGUAUUUCGGAAUUUCCUUGCUUUCCACAUUUUUAAAUUGUGAGAUGAACUUGUAUUAAUUCGAGGUUCGGCAUGAGACUAUAUUGAAGGGUGUGAAGUGAUUCAUUACUGAAUUAUAUUGGAGUAUGUGAGCUAAUAUAAUAAUAUUAUAUUGUAUUGAAAUGUGUAAGCUGCACAGUUCCAUUGACUGAUUUUGUCCUCACGCAGACUUCAUGUUCCAAUGUGCCAUUGCUCCUUUCUAUUGCCACCAUUUCAUGUUUAUUAUUAAUUAUUCAGGACAACCAAACGCACUUCAAGAAAAGGAUCUGCACUAAGGUUGCUUAAGUACGUACUGUAUCCGGGGAUGCAGAUUCAUUCCAUACGGUUUGGAAUGAAUCUGCAAUUUUCGGAUGACAGUUAAUGUCAUUCUCAAUAAAGUUCAUAAAUACAUAAUUAGGUAUAUUCAGUUUGAUGGCCAUUUGCCCAGUCCAUGAGAACGAAAACAAAACUUCUGUAAAUGACUCUACGCCUUCUGUAGAACAAUCAUUUCUAUCACUUUGAGAGCAUUUGAAUCAGGUAUUCAAUUUGGUAAACGUUUUAAAAACUGUGUUUUCUUUUUAUACAGGGAAAGUUUUUAAAAUGCUGAGACAUUCAACAAACCGUCAAAUUCAACCCUAGAUUGAAGACUGAUUCGCCUUCAAUACUUCAGCUAAGCAAAUUAUAUAGUUAAUUUUUUUCACUUGUGUACGAUUUUGAAGUCCAUUAUUGACCUUCACACCAGGUUCCCCACUUGCCCCUUCCACAUUUUGUGUUUAACACAAAUGGUAGGUCCGUAUGUUUUCCCGCUUUUAUACAGCGUUUAUUUUGUGGGUUUUUGCUUACUUUCCUAGAAAUUCGAUCUUGAUGUUUUCAUAAACUUUUACUGUUUUGGUCCUGGUUUCUAUAACCAAUCUGUUAUAUGGGUGCUAUGGAAACAGCGCAGAGUACAUUGCUUAUAUGUUAUUAUAGUCUGGCUUCUUUGGCUAUGCCAACUAAAUGUUCAUUCGUCUAUCUUUGAUGAUGAGUGUGUUUUGAAUCUCUAAACCAGUGUUUUGCACCUAUGUUGUCUCCUCCGCUUUUUCUCUUCUUGCUUUUUUCCGAUCAGAAUCCAUUGGGGGGUUACACUUAUGUUGGUGAUAGCGUCUGUAUCUGCCUCUACUCCCACUACAGAAUUUUCAGAAGCCUUGAGCAGAAAAUUGCCUCCACAUCUCAAGACUAGAUACCGAGUUUCAUUUUGAUUUCCAUACUAGAACCUGUCUCAUUGCCUCAUACUCUUUCCUAGCUUAAACUAUCAGAGUUUAUUUUGGGAGAGUUUUUGCUUCUGACGUGGGAGUUUAAUUACUGAUAGAUAAUGGUCAUUUGUCAGUAACUUAGGGAACUAACUCUUCUGCUGGAGAACUGCUGGCAGUCAUUUUUAUCAGAUCAAUUCCUCCUGGUUACAAUAACAUAUCACUGCAACGUGUUUCAUUUAGUGCAGGUCUGGAAAGGACAUUUCAAAAGUGUUCCGCCGCUCCACACACUUGAAAACAUACAAAAUGUCAAAAGUCCAGUCUCCAUAGGCCAAUUUCUCCCAGGGCUAUUUCUGUAAUGGAUACCUGGUGACACUUAUUCCAAGUACUUCAGUGAGAGUGAUUGCAAUGGGAUUCGGAUGGAGUGGUCAAACUAGUUACUGUAUUGUUGGCUUUUGUGCUGUUCGAUACCUAGGAUUCUGGAAGAGUUCUUAGUUUCUGAUCUAUGUGGUAACAGAAGCCUUGGAAACCAUUGUAGUAUCAUACAGAAAUUAAACCAUUCCUCAAACUUUUACUUGCAAGAAGGCUUUGAAGGAUUUGUUGCAUUCCAUCGGUUAGGAUUGGACUCUAAACUAAGAAAAUGCAGACUUUAGUUUGUCAUUCAAGGCGCAAAUUCUAUAAGGUGGUGUCCAAUCUCCACUUAGUACUCGGAGUACUGGUAGUUCUCCUGAGCUUGUCAAGCUUAGUGAAGCUUUACUCGGCAGGUUUCAUUUUGAAUGAUGUCAACCUCUGCAAGCCCUUUUAUGCCAGUAAACAAGAUCUGAAAAAUUCUGCAUUAGAACUCUCUUCCAAGCUUGAGGAUAUCAAGCAACAAGUUGAGGAAAUACAGAGCAAAAUUGGGAAAGUAGUGGAGGAAAUGCGUGAGAAAGGAUCUGAAGGCCCAAAGGUGCUCGAGUCUGAGCGGUUGAAAUACAACACACUUUUGGUCGAAAUUCUUCCCCCUUUGGAUGCCAUUAAACUCUUUUUGGAACAACUAAGACUUCCUGGAGUAUAUCUAGAACCUGAAAAUGAAAAUGCUAAUGGCCAGAUUAUAGACUCAUUUAAACUAGCAGGAAAUACCAAGGAGAGACUCAAAGGAAUGGAGGAUUUCUUUCAUAUAGAAGAAAUUCGCAAGUAUAUAACAGUAAAGGAAAACAGAUUGGGAAAGAAGAAUUUUCUGGGAGCAAAUGCAACCUUUACAAGCAUAGGCCAUGCUUGCUUAUCUAUGAAGGAAGAUCUGGAAGAAUACAUGGGGUAUGACAUUGGAGAUUACUGUAAUGAUGACUGGAAUGUAGCUCAAAGACUAAUGGUUCAUGGAUGUGAUCCUUUACCUAGAAGAAGAUGUCUAGCCAGGGCUCCUAAAUAUUAUCAGAAGCCAUUUCCUAUCAAUGAAUCCCUCUGGAAGCUUCCUGAUGAUCGAAAUGUUCGAUGGAGUCAUUAUCAGUGCAAGAAUUUUACAUGCCUAGCAAACAAUAAGACUCGAAAAGGAUUUUACAAGUGUGCUGAAUGUUUUAAUCUCACACAGCAUGAAUUGCCCAAAUGGAUGGAGGCGCAAAACACUUCAAGCAAUCAAGAAUUUCUUAUUUCGGAUAUUUUGAAUAUCAAACCUGGGGAGAUAAGAAUAGGAUUAGAUUUCAGUGUUGGAAGUGGGACAUUUGCUGCUAGAAUGCGAGAGUUCAAUGUGACAAUUGUUUCUGCUACUAUGAAUCUUGGGGCUCCUUUCAAUGAGAUUAUUGCACUCAGAGGACUUGUUCCUCUUUACAUAACCAUCAAUCAGAGGUUACCUUUUUUUGAUAAUACAUUGGAUCUUAUACAUACUAGUCGAUUUCUGGAUAGUUGGAUAGAUUUACAGUUCCUGGAUUUUGUGAUCUUUGAUUGGGACAGAGUUUUGAGGCCUGGAGGAUUACUCUGGAUUGAUGGUUUUUUCUGUACCAAAAUGGAUUUAGAUGACUAUCUAUAUAUCUUUCUUCAGCUCAGAUACAAGAAGCACAAAUGGAUGGUGGUUCCGAAGAAGGAUAAGGAUGAUAAAGAAGUUUAUUUUUCUGCAGUUUUAGAGAAGCCUCCUCGGCCGUUCUAAUUCAAUUUCUCCUUUAUUCUGAACAUAGCUAUGAGUAGCAUGGUACUAUAUAAUGCUCGCUGCGAUUUCUGAAUUCCCUGUGGGGCCCUUAGCAAGUUUUGAGUUGAGAUGCGGAGCUCCUGAACAAGUAACUUUUCUUCGAGUCUACCUUGUUUAAAUUCAGUGUGUAUAGGAUAAUCCUGAACAAAUGAUUCAAAAUAUGCAGGUACUUGUAAUGGGUCAAUGCAGCCUGCGGACAUACUUAAGUUUUGUACACUGUUACAGAUUGAUAGAAGUCUAAAUAAGUAAGGCCAAGGCUAUCAUAAUCAGUUUGAUAGGCCAAACUAUGCUAUCUUAAGCAGUUAAAUAAAGAAAAUUUAUUUCGAGGGAAACAGUAACACAAUAGCAAUGCUUUUCUAAUUAUUUUGGUGGAUAGCAGUUAUAACUAUACUAUCAUUAAUCAAUUAGAUAAGCAAAAUUAUGCAAAGAAGAGAUUAAAGAAACAGUAACAUUGAUU